This is a messenger RNA of Chondrus crispus (carragheen), 366 nucleotides long. RefSeq lists its product as hypothetical. The transcript has a single exon. The record is from RefSeq and is a predicted model, not a curated record. The coding region runs from base 1 to 366 and encodes 121 amino acids. NCBI's taxonomy places the organism in Eukaryota, Rhodophyta, Florideophyceae, Gigartinales, Gigartinaceae.
AUGAAGCAAGGGACCAAACACCUCGCUGGCUUGGCUGCAAAUCAUCGAUAUAACUAUCGCAAUGACCACAUCCGACUAGGUCUGCGUAGGGCUGUGCACGAAAAAGGCAGGAACAAGACGAACAACCAUCGACAGCAGAAAGCGCAACGAACCGCACUCAUGCUUUCGAUCUUCCCCCUCCUAGCAGUUCUGCUAGCUGCAGCAGCAACUCCAGCAGCCGCCUGCUACUGCAUUCCCCCCGCCCACUCACUCAUCUCACUUUUCCUGUCCCUCGUCGAUAGGCGCCGUAGGGGUGACCUUGUUUCUAUCCUGCGAAAGCUUUUUUAUCACGUCCGACAUCUCCCGCAGCAGCUCAUUCGUGUGUAG